AUGGGCAAGGGCAAGCAUCACCACCCCAAGCAUGCGCACAAGCACAAGCACCACCACAUGCCCCACCUGCCCCACCUGCAUCAUCAUCAUGGCGACAAGCACGGCAAGGUGGGGCGCCUGGGCGCCCAUCAUAUGGAUCGUCACAAAUGGCAAGGCGGAGAAGAGGAGCGGCAGCUGCGUGAGCAGGUCGGCAAGUUGGGUCUCGAGGUCGUCGACAUUGAAGGCGAUGGCAACUGCAUGUUCAGGGCCCUGAUGCACCAGUACAAGGGCACGCAGCAUGCUCAUGGCGAGGCGCGAGCGCGGGUUGUGCAGUACCUCAGUGAGCACCGGGCCGACUACGAGGCCUUUGUGGAGGAUGACACCUCCUUUGACGACUACCUGGCGGAGAUGGGGCGUGAUCGGGUCUAUGGCGAUCAACUGGCUCUGGUGGCCUUUGUGCAGGCUUAUCAGGUAGAUGUCUUUGUACAUCAAGUGGGCAAGCCAGUGUGGAUUUUGCGAGCUGCUGCGGACAACCGCCCAGCGGCUCGUCAAAUGCACAUUAUCUACUACGACUGGGAGCACUACGAUGCGUUGCAGCACGUGAGCUCGGGCAGUCAUGAUAAGCAAGACAAGGGCAUCUUUCUCGGAGCCAACGAUCUUCACGCGGGAGCCGACUCUGCCAGCGAAGGGCGCCGGGCGGAGAACACGGCCCCGGCCAAAGAAACCUCGGACCCUGCACCAGCGGUGGACCGCGGCGAGGGCAAGGGCAAAGGUAAAGGCAAAGGUCAUGGCGUGCAUGAGAGGCCGGCCAGGGUCAGUAAAGCCUAUAAAAAGCAGUUGAAAAAGCAGCAGCGAGCCGACAAGGCCAAGGCACAAGCCGAGGCUUCGGCAGAUGCACCUGAGGUGCAGCUCGACUCAUCAGUGGGGGCGCUCAUGCUGUAG
This is a messenger RNA of Monosiga brevicollis MX1, 921 nucleotides long. RefSeq lists its product as uncharacterized. The record is from RefSeq and is a predicted model, not a curated record. NCBI's taxonomy places the organism in Eukaryota, Choanoflagellata, Craspedida, Salpingoecidae. Gene Ontology annotation, biological process: protein deubiquitination. The transcript is spliced from 3 exons. Gene Ontology annotation, molecular function: cysteine-type deubiquitinase activity. Bases 1 to 921 code for a protein of 306 amino acids.